This is a messenger RNA of Arachis ipaensis, 1936 nucleotides long. The record is from RefSeq and is a predicted model, not a curated record. NCBI's taxonomy places the organism in Eukaryota, Viridiplantae, Streptophyta, Magnoliopsida, Fabales, Fabaceae.
UCGCUCCGUCACUCGCUAUCAUCAACAACAUUACUACAUUGCAUUACAUCAUCAUCGUCAUCAUCCUCCUAUGUGCGAUGGAUCUCUUCUCCCUCCAAAACUUGGAAUGUCGAUGAAACUCUGAUCCCAUUCUCCUCCUUCUUCUUCCUUCUCCGUGUUUUCUUUUGACUAUGGACGAAGCUUCGUUGAUGCGCAACACCGAUUGCGUUUAUUUCUUGGCCUCUCCCCUCACUUGCAAGAAGGGAGCUGAAUGCGAGUAUCGGCAUAAUGAGAUUGCGAGGCUUAACCCUAGGGAUUGCUGGUACUGGUUAUCUGGCAGUUGCCUUAAUCCAACAUGUGCUUUCAGGCACCCUCCAUUGGAUGGCCAGACUGGAGUUUCAUCUGAGCCAACACAGUCUGCUGUGCCUGCAAAUAAGACAAUGGUUCCCUGUUAUUUUUUCUUCAAUGGAUAUUGCAAUAAAGGCGACAGAUGCUCAUUUUUGCAUGGGCAUGAUGACAGCCAUUUCACUGUAAAGCCUGUAAAGAAUGACAAAGGAGGCACUGAUCCACCCAACCUAGAGAAUAAGGUGUUGUCAGGAACUGCCCCAUCAACAACUGAAACUCAGUUGAACCCGUCGUUAACUGCCCCAAAGGCUUUGCCCACUUUCAAGCCUCCACCUAAGGAAGAUCUUCAACUAUCCUUAUAUGCUGUUGAGUAUGAAGAAGCUACAGUUGCAGGGUCGGAGUCUCCGUAUCCAGAAGGAAGAUUUGUUGAUAACAUCUCUCAACGAUGCAGUGAGCAGGGUUCAGAGGAGCAAGUAAAUGGUCACAUCGAGCCUGAUGAACGUUGGGAAUCAUCAUCCCCUGGAUUUGAUGUUCUUGUUCAUGAUGAAUCGGCAAACUUGGGCUAUGAGGAGGAUCCUGAAUAUCUUCCUGAUGGGGAACAUGAGGAACUGAAUGAACAAUACUUGGGGUAUGAAUUUGAGAACCCAGUUGAGUAUGACAAUAUGUGCCGCAAAGCUGACAUCCUGUAUGAACAAGAAAUGUAUGAUGAUUAUAGACGUUUAGAUAGAGAUCUUACUCGUGCUAAUGGCAGAAGAGUUUAUGAUUGUUCCAGUGAUAUAAUCUUAGAUUCUAUGUUGACUAGGAAAAGGAUUCAGAUGAGCGAUAUAGCUACCUGUGAUGGGAAGUUAGAUCUACGAGACCAUCUGAGAAGACGAAGGGAAAGUAGUGGUCCACCUGAUGCGAGUUUCAUCAGACGACAUGAAUCCUCUUCUUUGAUGGUUCGAAACCGGGAAAGGCAUCAAAGGCAUUACAAUGAACAGAGACUAAGGGGAAGAUUGUCAUCGCAAGUGGGACUUACCACUAUAGACCCCAUUGGAGAGGUUGAAACUCUUUCAAUUGCUAACAAGCCAAGGUUAUUUAGGAAUUCCCAGCAGCAUUGGCCAAGGAAGCAUUAUAGAGAAAAGCCAGCUAAACGCCAGUUUCAUUCAUCUAAUGACUCCAGGAGACCAGUUUUCAAGCAAAGGAGAUUUGUUCACGAGUCCUCUACAUUUUCAGGACCCAAGAGCCUUGCAGAAAUUAGAGAAGAGAAGAAAAAGGCUGCAGGAAGUUUUCACUGCAAAAGCACAUCACCUGAUUUUCAGGACCCCAAACCUCUUAGUGAAAUUCUCAAGGGCAAAAGGAGUGUGGACGGAGUUGGAGAUGUCAAUGUCUGCAGCAACUGAAUUUUGAGUUCAAAGUAAUGGUUUCUCGAGACUAAUAAUUUUCAACGUAGAUAAAACUAGAUAAGAUGGGGUGGAGGAAUUGGGUUUUUGCCGCUGGUAGUUGCUGAUACUUUUGGAUAACCAGUGUUUGACUAGAAAAGAUAACGUUGUUGGUUGAGUUUGUUGCUUUUGUCAAAGGCAUAUGUAGCGAGUGGAUUACCGUUUUUCAUGAAUUUUGACUGACUGCCCUA